GGGACCAAGGGAUCAAGUUCAGCAUAUUGCCUCAUUUCUGCUGGUUUGUUUUAAAGACAUGCUGUCAUUUCAGCUUGGUUCUGAUCAUGUUCAGAACAGGUUUUUACAGAAGCUGAGGCCAGUGGAAAUGUUAUGCUUUUUACUCACUUUUCUUGGAGAGGAUUAAAGCAAAUAAACAUGCAAUGGCUCAUCCUGCUCCAAGUCCAUGUGAGCUGCCUUGAAGGACAGAAGUGGAAGGAACAAGUACUCUCUUCUGGUGUCGACCAGCACCUUUUCUUUUCUGCCACUUGGGCUCCUUCCAGGGAUGAAAUCCACCAUAGAUUCACUUGUUGACAACUUAUUUCUUUUGACUCUUCUGGUGUGCUGGAAACGGUCUCUGCUUUGGAAAUCAUUACAGCUGUGUAACUUGCAAAUGAUGAGUAAUGGCUUCCUCCAGUUUAACUCCCUCUUCUCUUACUGUUUGCAGUGUGCUCAUCUUUCCCUGUCUGCCCAGUCCUGCCCAGAGGUGAGGUACUGGAUCUCAGUGCAGCAGCUUCCCUCGUGCCUUGGAGAGGAAUUGCAGCACAAUGGCUGCGUUCCCUGUCCUGGAGCAAGAAGCAUUAUUCCGGAACGGUACCUGGAGCUAUCGAAUUCCAGCCCUGCUCUACCUGCCACGGUUCAGCAUGAUCCUGGCCUUUGCUGAGGAACGAGAAGACCUGGUGGAUGAACAUGCCAAGCUGAUAGCCAUGCGCAGAGGCGUGUAUGACCCAGCCACGCAACACGUUCAGUGGAAAAGGAUGGAGACACUUGUCAGUGCACAGCUUGAAGGCCACCGAUCUAUGAACCCCUGCCCGGUAUAUGAUGAAGUCUCGGGGAAACUCAUCUUGUUCUUCAUAGCCGUCCCAGGAAAGAUCUCUGAGCAGCAUCAGCUGAGGACAAAAAUCAACCUGGUACGUCUCUGCUACGUCACUAGCAUGGACCAAGGACGCACCUGGAGCACUGCCCAGGAUGUCACCGACAGGACCAUUAGGAAUGAGUACAAGAACUGGGCCACAUUUGCGGUGGGUCCAGGUCAUGGAUUGCAAUUGCUCAAUGAGGCCCGGAGCCUUGUGAUUCCUGCCUAUGCCUAUCGUAUCUUGGACCCCAAGCAACACCCCACCCCUCAUGCCUUCUGCUUCAUCAGCUCUGACCAUGGGAUAACAUGGGAGAAGGGGAACUUUGUGGGGGAGGAGAGUGCAGUGGAGUGCCAGGUAGCAGAGGUGCAUACCUGUGGCAGAAAGGUCCUUUACUGCAAUGCAAGGAGUAACAGGGGAGCCAGGAUCCAGGCUGUCAGCUACAACCAUGGGCUGGACUUCGAGGGAGGCCAGCGGGUUGAAAUGCUAAUAGAACCUCCCUCGGGAUGCCAUGGAAGUGUUACUGCCUUUCCACCUCCCCCGGAUGCCAGAUGUCAAGAUAGUUGGUUACUCUACGCUCAUCCUACAGACCCAAGGGGUCGAAAAGAUUUAGGAAUUUACCUCAACAAAAGCCCUUUAAAUCCAGCACACUGGACAAAACCCAGCAUACUCUUCAAGGGCCUGUGUGCUUAUUCGGAUCUGCAGUACAUGGGCGUUGGGCCUGAUGGCUCACCUUUGUUCUCCUGCCUCUUUGAAUAUGGGACCCACAGACAAUGUGAAGAGAUUAUUUUUGUCAUGUUCACCUUGAAGCAAGCCUUUCCCUCAGAACACUGAGUCUCAAGCCUUUCCAUCAGCAUCCUUCCAAAAACCAUCUUUGCUGAUACUUUUUACUGUCAUUUCUCAUCCCUUAGCAAAAGGGUAUUUUUUUACUCCUGCUGCACACAUAGUUUGGUGUUGGCUUGUUGUGUCUGUAGAUUGUGAAGUCCAUUAAACAUACCACAACACA
Molecule: messenger RNA, 1878 nt
Organism: Vidua macroura (Pin-tailed whydah)
Lineage: Eukaryota; Metazoa; Chordata; Aves; Passeriformes; Viduidae
Gene: NEU2
Product: neuraminidase 2
Exons: 3
Coding region: 567-1706 (379 amino acids)
Biological process (GO): oligosaccharide catabolic process; ganglioside catabolic process
Cellular component (GO): cytoplasm; membrane; lysosome
Molecular function (GO): exo-alpha-sialidase activity
Source: RefSeq, a predicted model, not a curated record